Alosa alosa (allis shad) is the source of this 1495-nucleotide messenger RNA. Its product is annotated as C-C chemokine receptor type 5-like. Gene Ontology annotation, biological process: chemotaxis; G protein-coupled receptor signaling pathway; immune response. Gene Ontology annotation, molecular function: chemokine receptor activity. The record is from RefSeq and is a predicted model, not a curated record. Gene Ontology annotation, cellular component: membrane. The transcript is spliced from 2 exons. Lineage: Eukaryota; Metazoa; Chordata; Actinopteri; Clupeiformes; Clupeidae. Bases 177 to 1265 code for a protein of 362 amino acids.
CAAUUCUGCCACAGAAGCUGGUGUGAGAGUCACUAAAAGGACCAAGGACAACACACACAUACACUCUCUCUCACACACACACACACAGUAUACAGACACUCUUCACACAGUAUACAGACACUUAUUCACACCACAGGAUUCCAUUCACCUCCAGGACAAAGGACAAAGUCAGGACAAUGGACUUUAAUGACUCAGAAAUAUACUUGAGCAAUGAUAAUACAGAAAACACAAGCACCCUGGACUACAGUGGCUACUACGCUGAAUUGGAAACAGAAACAGACUCUGGACCAUGCCCAACUAAUAGCUUGAAGGACUUCAGCCAAGUCUUCUUGCCUACGCUCUACAGCCUUGUCUUCGUGGUGGGGUUACUGGGCAACGGACUGGUGGUGUGCGUCCUGCUGUGGUUCCGCCGUAAGUGCAACCUGACGGACAUCUGCCUGCUGAACCUGGCGCUGUCCGACCUGCUGUUCGUCUUAUCACUGCCGUUCUGGGCCCGCUACGCCGCCCUCGGCCACUGGCCCUGGGAUGGCACCGUGUGCCGCCUGGUCACCUUCCUCUAUACGCUGGGUUUCUAUGCCAGCACUGGCUUUAUGGUCGUCAUGACGCUGGACCGCUACCUGCUGAUCGUCCACUCUCCGUCCAUCACUGUGUGGCGCACGCUGCGUGUCGGCAUGGUCCUGAUCGGAGUGGUGUGGGCCUUGAGCCUGAUGGCCUCCCUGCCAAACGUCAUCUUUGUGGACAUUAACGGGACCGGGGAAGCACACACGUGCGCCUUGGAGAUGUCCGCGGGCUCCGCGUGGCGGUCUUUUGAGUUCCUAGAGAUGAACGUCUUAGGUUUGGUCGUGCCACUCUCCAUCAUGGUGUUCUGCUACGCGAGGAUCAUCCCCACCCUCAUCAACUUGAAGACGCAUCGAAAGCACAAGGCCAUCAAGCUCAUCUUGGCCAUCCUCAUCACCUUCUUCCUCUUCUGGACCCCUUACCACGUGGUCAUCUUCCUGCACAUGUUGAAGCAGCAUGGCUACUUCCUGGACUGCCACCAGAUGCACCGCCUCGAUUUGGCCAUGAAGUGGACGGAGACUAUUGCCUAUACCCACUGCUGUCUCAACCCCAUCAUUUACGCCUUCGCCGGGGAGAAGUUCUGCCGGCUGGUGGUCAAGAUGCUUAGCCAGUGGCUGCCUCUGUCCUCCAUUUCUAGGGAGUUCUCUGAACGCCGGAGCUCUGUCUACUCACGGUCAUCAGAGAUUACCAGCACCAAACUGAUAUGAACCACCCUGGUACACCCACACAGGGUUUCAAAAAGACACUGCCUUUCUUCCAUGUCUAGCAGCCCUUUGAUGAGUAAAACUAAAAGUUCAAAUAGAUUAGUAGACUUCCAGUAACUAAAGUUUCACUUAGCAUGUAUGAUACAGUGAUGAAUUUAUUGUAUCCUAGAGUUGUGUGGCAAGUUUUCACAAUGACUAACAACAAAUCAUUCGCAAACAACAGUCAUGAUGAC